This is a messenger RNA of Nylanderia fulva, 14603 nucleotides long. Lineage: Eukaryota; Metazoa; Arthropoda; Insecta; Hymenoptera; Formicidae. The record is from RefSeq and is a predicted model, not a curated record.
CUAGUGUCGCCCGGCGACGACGACGACGAGGACGAGACGGGACGAGACCGACGUUCAUCAUUCAUCAUCAUCGCGCGCGCGCGCGCGCGUGUGUGUGUGUGUGUGUGUGCGUCGUCGUGAGACGGGCGGACGUGUACGUAUAUACGUAAAGUGAGAAUACUAGAAAGAGAGUGUAUGUGUGUGUGAAGAGUGCGCGAGAGAAACAACUUCCUAGAGUGACGUCGUCGCCGACAUCGAGUGAAUGGGGAAAACGAUCGCGGUGGCACAGGUACGGAGCAUAAACCGCCUGUUUUGUCUCUCCUCUUUCCCGACACGGAACUAGGUUACCGUCAGUCCAGGACGCCCGAGUGACAGCCCAGGGAGGAUCUUAGAUGUCGGCGGAAAGCAGCAAGAGUUUGUAUUUACCAUGGGCACGUUACUGGCUAUAGAAGAGAUCGCACAGUAUUCUUGUAAGCCUGAAAUGGGGACGAAGAGUCCUUCAGCGUAGACAUGGACUACGAUCUGUUUGGUGAAGAUGUCAGUGGCUCGAUGCUCGAGGCUCUUCCUGAUCUCGGAGGGAACGAUCAUUUCGAUCCUGCGCCUGCGAAUAAUCCCGUAGCGGUGUCGAGAGGGGACGGUCUGAAUUCUGGCCCUAAUGGAGGAGGGAGUUACAUUAAUCAGUCUUAUAACAUUACGCAAGAAUCUCCGAUACAGAAAUUAACGACAUUCGGCGGAUCUGAAUUUGGCGGCGCGAAUCAGUUGCAGAGUCCGUCGCAGCGCAGCAUGUUCAACCAAAAUCUCGGUACGUUCGAUAACAGCGCCGCGCCGCAGCGCGCGAUGGUGCCCGGCGCCUUUCAGAAUCAGACCCGCAGCAUCGCACCGCAACAGCACAGGGGGCCUCAUCCGGGCAGCGCCGCCCAGUAUCCUAGCUACAAUGACAAUAUGUACACGAUGGAGCAGCAACACUCGAUGGCGCGGGCCAACAUGAGUAUGGAUCCCAGCCAGCAAGGCUGGCCGGGUAACGGGAGCGGAUACCCGCAGAUGCAGAGGCAUUACAAUCAAAUGGCUCCGCAGCCUGGCACGUACAGGCAACACAGUAUGCCGCCGCAGUAUUCUCAUCAGCAGGACCAAGCUGGCGUUAUCAAUCAAAAGAUGCAGCAGCAGCAACAGCAGCAGCAGCAGCAACAGCAGCAGCAACAUUUUAGCAGCCAGCAAGGAAUGAUAGGCAACAUGGGUGUCCUGCAUCAGUCGAUGCAGGCGGGCGCGACCGGCGGGGUCUAUCAGCACAUAGUCGGUCAGCAGCAGCAUUAUCAGCAAGGCAACUCGGUCGCGGCGAUGUAUCAGACGUCCCCGGGCUAUCCCGGCUUCGCCUCGGCCAUCCAUCAGCAGCAACAGGCGCAGCAGGCUCCUCCCCAGGCGAGAAUGCCGCAUCAUCAUCCGACGCAUUCGACGCAUCAACCGCAUCCGUCUCAUCCGCAACAGUAUCCUCAGCAUCCUCCGCAACAUCCGAACCCGCAGCAACAGCCGAUGGAUCCGCAGUAUCCCCAUCACGCCACUUCGAUGUUCAAUCAGCCGCAGCACUCGGCGCCGCCUCCGCAGCAAUUCGCCGCCGCGGCCACGGCCAAGCACUCGACGAGUCCUCAGUAUCGCGCCGCGUUCCCCCAGCUCUCGCCGCAGAUGUCACCGAGGCCGCAGAUGUCCCCGCGUCCGCCCGCGGUGCAGCAGCAGAUGUCGCCGCGACCCAUCAUGUCGCCGGCGAAACCCACCCUGUCGCCGCAUCCGCACGUACAGCUUCCCCAUCAGCAAGGCAGUCAACCUAACGCGAUGUCGGUGUCUCCGUGCCCGCCCACGUCUAUGCAAAUGAACCCGUCGUCGCAGCAGCAACAGACUACCCUGCAGGCUCUCGAGCAGAUGGUGAUGCCGGGAGUCGCCGUUUCGAACUCUAGCGUCCCCGCCCCGGAUCAGUACAAUCAGUUCCAGACGCGUCCGCCGAUGUCGCAGACACCGAGUGUUCUGCCGCAGCAGCCGACGGCGCAGAGCCCGAUGCCGGCUCAAGUCGCGGGGCCUAGAAUGCCGAUGCCCUCUCAGUGGCCAUCGCAUCCACAGCAGCAGCAACAGCAGCAGCAGCAGCAACAACAACAACAACAGCAGCAGCAGCAACAACAGCAACAACAGCCGCAAAUCAGGUCGAGCCUCGGCGUUAGCGAGGACAGAGGCGGCGUGGUCGAGCCUCAACAGAUGCCGAUAGUGUCUGAGCAGAGCGCUUCGAUGUUCCCCGGGCCGGAGGCUGCUAUGCACAAUCCUGCGGAAACGGCGACGACAACGAGUACAACGACAACGAGAGAACCGGCGACGACGACGGAGAACGUCGUGCAGAAUCCGAUCGAAACCCCGAAGCAACCGGAACCCGAGCCUUCGCUGCACCAGAGCGUUCAGCAGGCCCAGCAAUUGGAUACGACCGCGCAACUCGGUCCACCGCAAGUAGAUACCUCGGCGCAAAGUAACUCGCAGAACCAGCUAACCCUAGAUCACACGUCCACGGCGGGAAGUAUACCCGCGCCGGCGAAUAUACCCUCGCUCGAAACGGUACAGUCUCUUCCAGUGUCGAGUACGAGCGGGAAUAUGGAAUGCACAAACGUGACUACAUCGUUGCAGCCGCAGCAACAGCAAGCGGUCGCCGCGCCGAUUCAGAAUCCCGUUUCUAGUAUCGAGACUCAGAGUGCAUGCGAAACGAAACCGGAACAGGGUGUAGAGGUACACCAGUCGUCGUUGAGCAGUACGACGCAUCCACAACAAGCUGUAGGGCAACAGCAGCAGCAGCAACCUAUCAAUUGUCCUCCGCAGCAGCCGAUGCAGCAGCCGCCGGCGGUGCAACAACUUCACAUGGCUCAGCCGCAACUAGUUCCGUCUCAGGCAACGAUAUCUCCUCCUCAGCCGCAGCUACAGUCGCCGCAACAGUCGCAGAUGAUUCAGCCACAACCCGCCCAGAUGAAUCAGCAGCUGCAGCAGCCGCAGCAGCAGAUACCUCAGCCGCAACAACAGCUGCAGCCGCAGCUUGCACCCGCUCAACAAUCGCAGAUUCCACAAACCCAGCAACCCGUCUUGAAUCAAGCGCAGCCGCAGCAAAUCACGCCGGCGUCUCAGUCGCAACUGGGACAAUCGCAGGCGCAAUUGGGACAGGCGCAACCGCAGCCUCAAUUGGUACAGCCGCAGGCUCAGCCACUGCCGCAGACGCAGCCGCCGCAGUUGGCGCAACCUGCGCCGGCGCAGCCGGGCCCGACCUGCGUCACGCAACAGGCCCAGUCGACGACGACGACGCCGCCGCAGGCGCCAGCGCCUCUCAUGCAACCCCAGCAGGUCGGUAUGCCGAUGCCGCCGACCGCUCAGCUGAUGCCGUCGCAGAUGCCUCCGCAGCUGCAGCAGACUCCGCAGCCGAUGCAGACUCAGGCGGUCCAGUUGCAGGCUCCGAACGCUCAGCAAGUGCCCGCCCCGCUUCUGAACGCGCAGCAGAUCCCCGCGGUCAGUCAGACCGCCGCUAUGGUUCUGCCGCCGCAUCAGGCCGCGGUUCCCGUGCCAAAUUCGCAAACACCGCAUCAGUAUCAUCCUGGAGGCGACAUGAUCACCGGCAACACGAUACCGAACAUGUACAGUAUGCCGGCUAAUCCUACGCAAACCCCAGUGGCGCCGAGUACCUUCGGCGCUCCUCUCACGCAUCAUCAGGAGCGAGCUGCUCUGCAGCAGCAGCUGCAGGAACUGUACUGCAUGCCGCCGGCUUCGGAGAACCAGGAGAAGAUCGUCGCCCUGCAGGAGAAGCUGCAGGCGUUGCAGCAGCACGAGACGAACGAUCAGUGCAAUGGUGGCCCGCAAUGUAUACUACAGACACCGAUGUUCACAGCUGCUGUGGUCGAUAGCCCGCAGGUUUCCAGUACUACUGGACGCGGUCGUAGCAAAGGUACGCAGCGAGCGAAGAAAAGCCGGAAGAAGGCCGACAAGGAGGCAUCAGCUCCUACUCCUACUGCCACUCAGCAACAACCCGAGCAGCCAUUGUCCGACAACAAGGUCACUCCGGGCGAUAGUAGCAAUAUCGUAGAUAGUGUCGCAGACUCGGAAGACAUAAAGCCGUCCUCUGGAGACAUGGAGGAGGAAUGGAAUAAAGGCAGAAAGUCGCGCUCGCCUCGGAAACCGCGCAAGCCGAAGGAACCUAAAGAGCCCAAAGAACCGAAGCCUAAGAAGGAGCCGAAACCACCAAAGGAACCGAAAUCCCCCAAGGUGGCACGGAAGAGAAAUAAGGAUAAGGACAAAGAUUCCACAAAACGUAAUAGGAAAAAAAUUGUACAAUCUGAAUCGGCGGACGAUGAUGCUACACGUGAGAACGAGGAGAGUACCGUUUCGGAUUCCAGUGCUGUUAAGGAUGCCGAGACGAAGGUUUGCGAGUCGUCCAUACAGGGUGAUCAGGAACAAGUAGACUCUUCCACUAACGAGCCUCUAACCGAGGUAAAGGAAGAGGGUAAAGAUAAGACUGUGGAUGAUGCUCCGGAGGAGGAGAAGAAGGAGGAAAGUGCAGAAGCGACUACCGCGACUACCGAGACUACGAGUGGAAAGAAGAAAUCCGCGUCUAGAAAACGUUCGAGCGCCGGCAAGUCUUCUGGAGGAAAAUCUUCUAGAAGUUCCAAGAAACGUAAGAGUCGUAUCGCGCCCGAUUCCGAUGGUGAGGAACUCGCGGCAACGCCUCCGCCGUCGCCGGAAGCUGGCGACGACGUGAACAAGCGGCGCUCCGCGAGAAAUACUCAACGCAAGAAGUAUGUGGACGACGUGAUGUUACGUUUCUCGGAUGACGAUGUUCCUCUGCAAGACGCUCAAGUAUCGAAAAAGGUGGAAGGCGCGAACCCUUCCAAGCCAGCUGCUGCUAAGAAGGAGGGCGGUGAAGGCGGCGAAGUCGGACCUAAUAAACCCAACUUUGUAUACAUUAACACUACCGAUGAGGAUUCUAUGGUUGUGCAACACAUUUUGUGCUCUCGCAUGGGAAGGAGGGAAGUUAAACCUGUGGUACCGAAGGUAGAAGCGCCACCAGAAAAGAAUGGAAACGCUGAUAAGGAAGAAACUACCGAUGACAAGGACAAAACAUCUGACGAUCCUGCGAAAGAGGAAGAUGCAGAAGACACUGAGAAAGAAACGAAAACUGAGGAUACGAGCAAGGACGAGGAAAAGAGUGAAACCGAUAGCGUGAAGAAGGAAGAUGCAAAGAAGCAGGAGGAAUCGCCUGCGGAUUCUAAACCAGCCGAGACCGCCGCCGUCGUCGAGGCGAAACCGCAGUUUGUGGAAGUCGAAGAGUACUUUGUGAAAUAUCGAAAUUUUUCUUAUCUGCAUUGUGAAUGGAGAACGGAAGAGGAAAUGUAUAAAGGAGACAAACGUAUUCAAGCUAAACUCAAGAGAUUCAAGCAGAAGCAGCAACAAAACACCAAUAUUUUCGAAAAUACCGAGGAUGAUCCCUUUAAUCCAGACUUUGUCGAAGUUGAUCGAGUUUUGGAUGAAGCAACUCACACAGACCCGCACACCAACGAUACAGUCCGACACUUUUUAGUCAAAUGGCGAUCCCUGCAAUACGAAGACUCUACCUGGGAAUUGGAAGAAGACGUUGAUCCUGAAAAGAUAGUACAAUUUGGGAAAUUUAAUAAAGUUCCACCUAAGGAGCAGUGGAAGCCGAAGAAAAAACCCAACGCUACAGCUUGGGUGAAGCUGGAUGAAUCGCCGAUUUACAAGAACAAUAACAGUUUGAGACCGUAUCAAUUAGAAGGAUUGAACUGGCUGCUGUUUUCGUGGUAUAACAACCACAAUUGCAUCCUAGCCGACGAGAUGGGUCUGGGAAAGACCAUUCAGUCCCUGACAUUCGUGGACGCGGUCUACAAGUACGGAAUUCGCGGACCGUUCUUGAUCAUAGCUCCUUUAUCCACCAUUCCAAAUUGGCAGCGAGAAUUCGAAAGCUGGACCGACAUGAACGUCGUAGUCUAUCACGGAUCUGCAGCGAGUCGUACGAUGCUUCAAGAAUACGAGGUCUACUACAAGAACGAAAAGGGACAGCAGAUCAAGGAUUUGGUGAAAUUUAACGUGCUAAUUACGACAUUUGAAAUCAUUAUAACUGACUUUAACGAGCUACGUGGCUACAAUUGGAGACUCUGCGUCAUAGACGAGGCUCACCGAUUAAAAAAUCGCAAUUGCAAACUCCUCGAGGGUCUGCGACAAUUAAACUUGGAGCACAGGGUACUUUUGUCGGGCACGCCGCUGCAAAACAACGUCAACGAGCUGUUUUCCCUGUUGAAUUUCUUGGAGCCGCAGCAGUUCGCGAGCAACGAGGCGUUCCUGAAGGAGUUCGGGAAUCUGAGCAGCGAGGGCGAAGUAAACAAGCUGCAGCUCCUCCUGAAGCCAAUGAUGCUGCGCCGUUUGAAGGAGGACGUCGAGAAAUCGUUGGCGCCGAAGGAGGAGACCGUCGUCGAGGUGGAGCUCACGAAUAUCCAGAAGAAGUAUUACCGCGGCAUUCUCGAGAGGAACUUCUCGUUCCUCGCGAAGGGCACCACGUCGGCAAACAUACCGAAUCUCAUGAACACGAUGAUGGAGCUGAGGAAGUGCUGCAUCCAUCCUUUCCUACUGAAUGGAGCUGAGGAUCAGAUACAGUUGGACUAUAAGACCGGCGAGAAGGAGGAUUCUGAGGCGUACUAUCACGCGCUGGUGAACAGCUCCGGCAAGAUGGUGCUGAUCGACAAGCUGUUACCGAAGCUGAAGGCCAGCGGUCACCGCGUCUUGAUAUUCAGCCAGAUGGUGAAGUGUCUGGACUUGCUCGAGGACUAUCUGGUGUACAAGAAGUACCCCUACGAGAGAAUCGACGGUCGGAUCCGCGGAAAUCUGCGGCAAGCCGCCAUCGAUCGUUACAGCAAACCCGAUUCGGAUCGGUUCGUUUUCCUGCUCUGCACAAAGGCGGGUGGACUCGGGAUUAACUUAACCGCGGCCGACACCGUCAUUAUUUACGACAGCGAUUGGAAUCCGCAGAACGAUCUGCAAGCUCAAGCGCGUUGCCACCGCAUCGGCCAGCAGAAAAUGGUGAAGGUGUACCGGCUGCUCUGCCGCAACACUUACGAGCGGGAGAUGUUCGACAAGGCUUCCCUGAAGCUGGGUCUCGACAAGGCGAUCCUGCAGUCCAUGAACACCAGCCAGAGCGGCAAAGAUCCCAGCAACAAACAGCUGACGAAGAAGGAGAUAGAGGACUUGUUGAAGAAAGGUGCUUACGGCGCCAUCAUGGACGACGACAACGCCGGCGACAAAUUCUGCGAAGAGGAUAUCGAACAGAUACUCGAGCGGCGAACCCAGAUUAUCACGAUAGAGGCCGAGAAGGGUUCGACGUUCUCAAAGGCGAGUUUCGCCUGCUCGUCGAAUCGCUCGGAUAUCAACAUAGACGAUCCCGACUUCUGGAAGAAGUGGGCGAAGAAAGCGGAGAUCGACACGACGGAGAAGAAGGAGGAGGACGAACUGGUGAUAUCCGAGCCGCGGCGAAGGACGCAAAUCAAGCGUUACGGCCACGACGAGUCGGUGGUCGACAUGUCCGAGCUGGACAGCUCGGACGAGAACAGCGACGACGACACGAGCAUCGGCCUCUCCGGCAGAAGUAAAAAGCGGCGCGACAAGUUCGGGAAGAAGAGCCGCAAGUUCUACGACGAGUACGUGCCUCGCGAGGGCGAGGUGGUGUACGGCAGCUGGGCGCGCAGCGAGUGCUUCAAGGUCGAGCGCGGCCUGCUGACCUUUGGCUGGGGUCGCUGGGAGGAGAUCCUGCAGCACAGCCAAUUCCGCCGGGGCUGGCGCGAGAUCGACGUGGAGGACUGCGCGCGCGUCAUUCUGCUCUACUGUCUGCGCUACUAUCGCGGCGACGAGAAGAUCCGCAGCUUCAUCUGGGACCUUAUCACGCCGGUGGAGAACGGCGAGAAGGUGAAGUGCGUGUCGGUGAACACCGGCAGCAGGAACAGUCGGCAGAAGAAGAAGGGUUCCCGCGUCCGAGAGGGCAGGGAGACCAGGGGAUCCGUCAUCAACGGCGGGCCCAGCGAUCCCAAUCAUUGGAGCAACGCGGAGAAGUUCGACGGGGACAUCUUCCUCGAGAGCAACUACCGGAAGCACCUCAGUCGACACGCCAACAAAGUAUUGUUGCGCGUGCGGAUGCUGUAUUACAUCAAACACGAGAUUAUCGGUGACCUGGUGCAGCACAUUUCCGAUGGCGUUCACGUGAGCGCGUUGCCGAUAGACCCUCCACAGUUGACGGAACGACCGGCGAAAUGGUGGGACACGACAGCAGACAAAUCCUUAAUAGUCGGCUGCUACAAACACGGCUAUGAGAAUUACGACCAGAUGAGGACUGAUCCCGCGCUUUCUUUCAUUACAAGCUGUCCUCCCCCUUUCCAGAACUCUCAGAACAAGAGUACCGCCGACAGCAGCAGCAGAGACGAUAAUAGUCUGGAGAACGACGUGGACGACAGCGAGUCACCCGGAAUGACAAAGGAUUCGAAGGACUCCGACAAAUUUAGGGAAACGCCGGCGGAUUCUCCCGCUAUCUCGAGCAAAGCGGAUACCCCGAUACCGGAAGCCGGCGGCAGUCACGACGGAAACGACGGUCUCCUCCAAGACGACGAGAAGACCUGGCCGUCCGUGGUGGAUCUUAACACGCGACUACGUCGCGUUAUAUCUUCUUAUCAGCGGACCGUCAAUAAGAAGGAAGACGUCAAGAUUAUCCCGAAAGUUGGCAAAAUGGGAAUGGACAGCGAGAGCGCCGGCCCUACCAUGAACCAUACUGGAAUGAUGCACGAGCUGCCCUUGAAUAUGCAAGGAUGGGAUUUGCAACAGUUGGCGAUGUACCUUUUGAAAAUGGAUAAAAGAGGAAAAAUGGAGGCGAUAGUAAAGGAACGAGAACGCACUCACAUCGAGGAACAAAAAGCCAAGUGGACUCGCCGCGAAGAGAGCGAAUUUCUGCGAGUGGUGUCUACGUACGGCGUUAAUUACGACAGAAAGAAAGCCCAGUACGAUUGGACUAAAUUCAAGAGUAUCGCCAGAUUCGACAAGAAAACAGACAACGAUCUUACAGACUAUUACAUGUCGUUCAGAGCAAUGUGCAAGAAGGUCUGCAACGCGAAACUGAACGAAGAAGAAGAUUUUACAGAUGUUCAGGUGGAUCAGUUGAGUCCAGCCAAAGCAAGACAGAUCCUCGAUCGCGUCGACCUCCUGAGCAAGAUUCGCGAGGAGAUUCUGUCGCAUCCGCACCUCGAGGAACGGUUGUCAUUGUGCCAGCCGUCAGGGGACACGCCGGAAUGGUGGCAGCCUGGGAAACACGACAAGGAAUUAUUACUCGGAGCGGCGAAACACGGUCUUGGACGUACCGAUAUCACUAUACUGAACGACCCGGACUUCUCGUUUCACAAGCUUCUCACGAGAGGGAUGUACGCGGGCACGCAAACCCCCAAAGCAAUGGACAAGACUGAGAAGGCGAUCAAGCUAGAGAGUAGAGAGGACAUCUUGAAGUUUGACAAGGACGAGAUCCUGGUGAAACUAGAGAAGGGCGAGGGAACUCUAAAGAUUGAAAAAGUUAUGGCGAAGAAGGACAAGGAUCCAAGUGUUGCCGAGAAGAAGCCCGAGAUCGCGGACCCGGAGAAGAGUCAGGUGGAGCUGACUAUUGUAAAAGCGGAGACCAAGUCCGAGGAGAAAGCAGUCGGUAGCUCGUUGAUGAUCACCACCGUCGCGAGACCGGACGUGGAGACUGUUACUAUUAAAAGCGAGGAGAAGAGCGAGCUGGAGAUAGAGCCGGUUAAAUGCGACAGCGGCAAAGCCAGUCAGACUGGCGGAGCCAAGCAGGCUGACGAGAAACCAGCGAAGGAAGCUGCUUCGGAGACGGCCGAGAGUCCAGCCGUGGUGGAAGUUGAGAAGGAAGUUGACAAGGUUCAAGAGAAAGAUGUUACGCCGGAAACCGAAUCCACGGAGAAACCGGACGAAUCGCCAGCACAAGAUGCCGAGAAGACGGAAACGGCUGAGAAAAGUGAGACCGACGCGAAAGAGAAGGAGACUGUCGACAAGAUGAGUGCGGAGAACGUCGAGUCCACUGUCGAGGAUGAUAGCAAGGUCAGUGCGAUGCCGGAUAACGCGCCGGCUAAAGACGAGACCGAGACGCAGGAAGCCAAGAGCUCCGACCUGGCCAAAGAGAAAGGAAAGAUUUCGCAGAUCGAGGAUAAGUGUAGCGUUCAGGCUGCGGAGUUGAAGGCGAUGUUUCCGGAUCUGGAGGUGAUACAACCCUUGUCGCGAUUAACGCAGAUCGAUACCUUCGUCCUGCGAGACAAACCGGCAGAUUAUAACAACGAGCCUACGGUGGUGCAGCUCUUGGGGCAUGGUUGUACCAGUACGUCGAUAAAGUGGCCGAAGGAACACGCAAUCGAGGCUCGUUUAAUGCACAUCGUCCACGCGAUAGAGCACAAAGAGUGGCCGGUAUCGGUGAACUUCAGCGCCGGCGAAGAGCUGGACAUCUCUCAAAACGACAAGGAGUGCUCGGAAGUGAUCACCAUCACCACGGACCACGGAGUGUCCAGGUCGUUGGUGAGCGGAAACAACAUGUCUGCUUCGAAGAAACGCAAGAGGCACAUCGCCAUCGACGUGGAGACCGAACGGGCCAAGCUUCACGCGCUUCUGAACAGCAGUCAUCUGAGCACCCCGUCGCCGGCGCCCCUCAGCAAACCGGUUGUCCUCACGAGUUCCAACUGGGAGCUCAACGACGAGUCUCAGUCCGAGGAGUCACGACGCUCCACCCCGGUUCAGCCGCCUCCCGCGCAUCAGCAAACGCGAGGGCAGAACAUACCCUUCGACCUGAAGUACACCGUCCCGGGGAAAACGACUGUCAUACCCGGGACGUCGAGCACGUUGACGCCCAUCGACCUAUCCGCUGGGUAUCCAAAAUCCAGCUCUGACAACAACAAAGACAUUAUGAACGAAGUGCAGGACUUUUCCAUGCCGAACAAGAAUAAGCAAGUCAGCAGCAACAAAGGGAAGCUGGACAGCAUGCUGGACAAGCUGAUGAAGAGGAAAUCUUGCCCGACAGAGGAGCCGAUAAUCGGGAAGGAGAAGAAACGCAGGAAACUCGAUGAGAUAGUAUUAGGCCUGAGCGCCGCGAAGGAGCAGCAGAGCAGUCAUUACCCGGAGCACAGCAAGAAGAACACGAUCACGCCUAACGUGACCGUGACCCCGACCUCGGCGCCGAUGGGGCUUCCGAAUCCCCAGACCCAGAAACCGUUCUCCAUCACCGUCACGUCGAUACCAUCUUCGCGUGCCUCGAGCUCCUCCGCGUCCGUUUUGCCGCCGCCGUCCUUGCACUCCCACAAGGACGCCUUCUCCGCCCUGUUGGUCCAAGCCGAUCAAAACCGCGAAUUGAAGAAGCAUCAGCAGCAGCAGCAUCAACAGCAGCAGCAGCAGCAGCAGCAACAACAACAGCAGCAGCAGCAGCAGCAACAGGCCUUUAACUCGGCGCAUCCGUCUUCGAGUAGCAGUCAUCGAAAGAGCUACGAGGCAAUGAUCGCGGACAUCAACAAGGUCGCGGAAUAUUCAUCCAAGGUCGGCUCCUACUCGCACGAGGCGAAGGUGAACAAGUGGCUGGCCGAGCAGAGCGCCAUCUCGGAACAAUGCGCGGAAUAUCUGAACGCACCUCGACGACGUAGACCCCGCGUUGAUCCGUCCUUGUUGGACUGGAAGAAACUCACCGGCGAGGAGAACGUCGCCGUCAUCAAUCGAAUAACCGGCAAGAAGGUAACUGGAAGUAAAGCGCCUCAGCUGAAGCGACUGGGCCAGUGGCUCCUGGAGAACCCGAUGUUCGACGUAGAUCCAAAGUGGGCGGAGCUCGUGAAGGAACGCGGCAAUCUGCCGCACGACUUGCAAAAGAGACUGCCGGGCAGCGAACGCGGCGGCGUGAACAAGGGCAAGAGCCCGGGCAGGCCUCCGAUGAUGCCCAGCCCUACGAGCCAGCAGUCCGCGAAUUCCGCCAACUUAGUGGCCACAUCGAUGGCGUCGGGUCUCAACUUCCCCCUGGGCAAUCUCAACAAUUCUCUACUCUCGGGUCUGUCCCUCGGCAACUUCGACCCGAAGAACAAUCCGCUCCUGAUGCCGUUCGGCGGUCUGACGAAUCUGGGCGCGCUCAGCGGCCUCGGCAACCUCGGCAACCUGGGCAGCAUGGGCCUAACAAAUUCGCUGUUCGCCAACCUGGCCGGACUGAGUCUGCCGUCGUUGGCCGGGAUGGAGGCGGCCUUGAACGCUCAGGUGGCGACCAGCAGCGCGUCCGUGGUGGACGCCGUGAACAAUCCCGUGGUGAGUUCAGCCACGAGCGGCAGCAAGAGCGGCGGAGGCUCUUCAUCCGGAUUGAGCGGAAGUGGCGGAGGUGGCGGCGGCGGUGGCAGCAAGUCGCGCAGCAGCAAACUCGAUCAACCGACGACGACCAAGUCAUCGUCGGCUGCCGGUGGUCCGUCGUCCUUGUCCGCGGCUUCCUCGGCGACGAGCCUCCCGACACCCUCGUUCCCGUUCUUCCUGUCAAAUCCCAGCCUCCUUUACACGCCGCUAGGUCUGGGUGGCCUGAACCCGUUCUCCAUGCAACCCGGCGGCGUGUCCUCGGCCUACGAGAGUCUCGCCCAGUGCGGGCUGCUGAAUCCACCGACGUCCAGCGCCUCCUCGGUGCGGAAGCCCGCGUCUUCGGGUGGCAGCUCCUCGAGGAACCAGCGCGACGCUGUCCCGGAAUCCUCGUCGUCGUCAUCGUCCUCGACGACGAAGCGGAAGGAGGCCGAGAAGAAGGCGUCCUCCAGGUAUCCUCCGGUGGAUCCGGCCGUGGCUCUUCAACAGUACACCGAUCUGGCGGCGUUGCACGGCGGCGAGGACAGACGCAGCCGCGGCGUCGAGCAGCAGCAGCACGAUAAGAGGGAGACCUCGACGGCGGAACAAGUCGACGUGAUCCCCGCGGAUUUAUCCUCCGAGAAGAAGACGAGCGAGCGGAAGAGUAAGGAACAGGAGAUGAAGGAGGCUCUGGAGCACCUGAGCAGGACCAGCGCCGAAUUUGUCACUUACACGGUGGACUCGGACGCGUUGAAGCCCGAGAAGCCAAGGAACCGCAGCAGCAAUAAUAGCAAUACUGACGGCAGCAAUCAAAAUUCCGACCAGCAACAACGAUCGACGCCUUCGGCGCCGCUAGAGGUCACCCUGGAGCCGGUCGCCAAGAAGAUGCGUCUCGAGGUAGACACCACUUCCAGCACUACCGGCACCUCGAAGUCGUCCUCGAACAACGAGGUGGCGACGAUCGAGAUUGAACCCGUGACGAGGCAGCAAGCAGCAACGCUGCCGACCACCCCGACGAAGGCGGCCCCGCAGCCGGCUUCUCAGGACGAGGGCGACGCUUCGUCUUCCGCGGAGACGAGCACCGCGGCGAAGAAGGAGACGAGCGAGACAGCGGCAGCGACGACGGCGACGGGGGAGACGACGAUGACGACGACGACGACAACAGCGACAGCAGCAGCAUCAAUGACGACGACGACGACGACGACGACGGCAACAACACCGACGACGACGACGACGCCGUCGUCAGCAACAUCGACCUCGACGUCGACGUCGCCGACGUCGACGACGACGACGACGACGCCGCAGAAGAGCGAUACCAGUAGCAACAAGCCUGCGGCCUCGGAGGUGGAGGAGGACGCAAAGGGCAACCCUAAGACGAAGAAGGCUCGCAGCGGAAAACGACUGAGCGUGGAACCGCCGCCUGAGCGGAAGAACCUAAGGUCGAGCGCAGGUAGACAGGCGCGAGCGGCCGCGGAACGGCAGGCGCGGAUGGAAGGCGAGAUGCAGCAGCACUCGGAGCAGCAACAACAGGACAGCAGUCACGUGGCUGGUGAAUGAGUCAAGAGGGAUCGUCGCGCGUUGCCGAAGCAACGGGCGACCACUUAGAGAAGCUUCAGGUAGCCUGACGAAGAGGCAGGAAAGAAUGGAAGAGACGCAACAGCAAGAUAAUAGUCACGUGACUGGUGAAUGAGUCAAGAGGAAUCGUCCUGAGUUGCCGAAGCAAUGAAGGAUCACUUGCAGAAGCUUCAGGUAGCCUGACGAGGAGAUGGCAAAUGGAAAAAAUGGAAGAGGAGAUGCAACAGCGAGAUAGUAGUCACGUGACUGGCGAAGAAGUCAAGGAGGAUCGUCCUGCGUUGCUGAAAUCACUUGGAGAAGCUUCAGGUAGUCUAUCGAGGAGGCAGAAAAUAGGAAAAAAUGGAAGAGGAGAUGCAACAGCGAGAUAGUAGUCACGUGACUGGCGAAGAAGUCAAGAAGGAUCGUUCUGCGUUGCUGAAAUCACUUGGAGAAGCUUCAGGUAGCCUAUCGAGGAGGCAGAAAAUAGGAAAAAAUGGAAGAGGAGAUGCAACAGCAAGAAUAGUCAAAGAGGAUCGUUCUGCGUUGCUGAAAUCACUUGGAGAAGCUUCAGGUAGCCUGAAGAGGAGAAGGAAAAUAGAAAAAAAAAUGGAAGAGGAGAUGCACCAGCAAGAUAAUAGUCAUGUGACUGGUGAAUAAUCGUCCUGCGUUGCUGAAAUCACUUGGAGAAG